AUGGCCAAAGACACGUCCAAGGACACCGCGCCAGUCGCAGCUGCGGAAGACCCCAAUAAGGCGGCCAAGGACACAAAGACUGCUAAAGACAAACCGUUGAGCGAAGAAGAGAAGAAGAAGCUGGAGGAAGAAGAGGAACUGUCUGAAGAGGAUAGACAGUUGAAGGAAGAGCUGGAGAUGUUGGUUGAACGUUUAAAGGAAACGAAUACCAGCCUUUAUAAGCCGGCUCUGGAAACCUUGCGCACCCUCAUCCGUACCGCGACUUCGUCCAUGACUUCCGUCCCAAAACCUCUCAAGUUCCUGAGACCGCAUUACCAAGCCCUCAUUGAAGUGUACGAAAGAUGGUCUGAAGGGGAUAACAAGAGAUUCCUGGCGGACAUCCUCUCUGUUCUAUCAAUGUCUUAUGCCGAAGAAGGGAAACGAGAGAGCUUGCGUUACAGAUUACUUGGAUCAGCAGAGCCAGCAGGGUCGUGGGGGCAUGAAUACGUGAGGCAUCUUGCUUCCGAGUUGAUUGGCGAGUAUGCGGCGUUGAAUGAGAAGGAUGAAGACACAGAACAUGUUUUGAAUCAGGCUUUGGAAAUUGUUCCCUUUCUGUUGAAACACAAUGCCGAAGCAGAUGCGGUGGACCUCAUGCUUGAACUGGAGGCUUUGGACCACCUUUCACAGUUCGUGGAUAAAGACACAUAUGCACGUGUUUGCUUGUACUUGAUCAGCUGCGUGCAGUACGUUGCCCCUCCUGAUGACAUUGCGUGUUUGAAGACAGCACAUACGAUCUAUCGCGAUCAGGAGCAAUACCCGCAGGCAUUACAGGUUUCGAUGAGGAUGGGCGACCAGCGAAUGAUUCGCGCUGAUUUCAAUGAUUGUCCAGAUCUCUUGAUGCAAAAGCAGCUCGCCUUUAUGCUGGCGAGACAGCAGAUCAAUGUUCCAACCGAGGAUGAAGAUAUCCAGGAGAUUUUGAACAAUACCCGGCUGUCCGAAAACUAUCUCGCUCUUGCUCGGGACCUUGAUGUUAUGGAAGCAAAGACGCCCGACGAUAUCUACAAGAGUCAUUUGGAAAAAGAUCGGCCUGGCUUUGGCGGCGGCAAUGUCGAUUCUGCUAAGCAGAACUUGGCCUCCACGUUCGUGAACGCUUUUGUCAAUAUCGGAUUCGGGAGCGACAAGCUUAUGACCGCAUCGGAAGAUGGAAACUGGAUAUACAAGAACAAAGAGCAUGGCAUGAUGAGCGCUGCUGCUUCACUUGGCGCCAUUCUACUGUGGGAUGUCGAAAUUGGUCUGACCCAGAUCGACAAAUAUCUGUACUCUCAAGAAGAUUUCAUCAAGGCCGGUGCCUUGCUAGCCAUCGGCUUAGUGAACGCUGGCGUGCGUAACGAAUCCGAUCCUGCUCUUGCUCUCCUGUCAGAGUACGUAACUAGCAAAACCACCAUUUUGCGGAUUGCGGCGAUAGUCGGCUUGGGUAUAGCAUAUGCAGGCUCGGCGCGACAAGAUCUGAUGGAUCUUCUCGUUCCGCUUGUCGGCGAGCAUUCGCUGCCAAUGGAGAUCUCGUCUUUGGCGACACUCUCCCUUGGAUUGAUCUUUGUGGGCCAAGGAGGUUCAGAAGUCGUCAGCACUGCGGUACAUACUCUGAUGAUGGAUCGGGAUGAGUCGGAUUUGAAGGAUCCUUACGCCAUAUUUAUGGGACUUGGCUUGGCAUUACUCUUCUUGGGAAGACAACAAGAAGCAGACGCUACAUUGGCUGUUUUGGAAGUGAUGGAGAAUUCCUUGGCGAAGACCUUUAUGGUACUUCUGGACACAUGUGCUUAUGCUGGCACCGGCAACGUAUUGAGCAUCCAGCGAAUGUUACAUUACUGCAAUGACCAUAUCGACCCUGAGAAGGAGAACGACCGUUUCCAAGCAUUUGCUGUCAUUGGCAUUGCAUUGAUUGCCAUGGGAGAGGAUAUCGGGACGGAGAUGGCUCUCCGCUCAUUCAAUCAUCUGAUGCACUACGGCGAACCCGUGAUCCGCCGUGCCGUUCCACUUGCACUAGGCUUACUCUGCGCAUCCAACCCCCUUGUACAUGUUCUCGACGUUUUGAGCAAGUAUUCACAUGACAAUGACCCAGAUGUUGCAAUCAAUGCAAUCUUCGCGAUGGGUUUGGUUGGCGCUGGCACGAACAACGCGCGAUUGGCGCAAAUGCUGCGGCAGCUUGCCACGUAUUACCACAAGGAAGCAAAUCACCUCUUUAUAGUCCGAAUCGCUCAGGGUUUGGUGCAUAUGGGUAAAGGCACGUUGACAAUCAAUCCUUUCCACACAAAUCGGACGUUAUUAUCCCCGGUAGCUGUAGCUGGGCUAUUGGUGAACUUGGUUGCAUUCACAGACGCCAAGAAUCUGAUAUUUGGUCGAGGACACUAUCUACUGUAUCACCUGAUCAUAGCAGCGUAUCCUCGCCUGCUAAUGACGCUGGAUGAGAACCUGAAGCCUUUCCCAGUGACAGUGCGCGUUGGACAAGCUGUGGAGGUUGUCGGUCAGGCUGGUCGUCCAAAGACAAUCACUGGCUUCCAGACACACUCCACCCCUGUACUCCUAGCAUACACUGAGCGAGCUGAGCUUGCAAGCGAGGAAUGGAUACCACUCGCGAGCGUGUUAGAAGGCUUUGUGAUUUUGAAGAAGAACCCUGAGUACAUGGACGAAGAUAUGGAGACUGCAGGGAAAUAA
Spizellomyces punctatus DAOM BR117 is the source of this 2691-nucleotide messenger RNA. RefSeq names its product proteasome regulatory particle base subunit RPN1. Bases 1 to 2691 code for a protein of 896 amino acids. Gene Ontology annotation, molecular function: enzyme regulator activity. Gene Ontology annotation, cellular component: proteasome storage granule; proteasome regulatory particle, base subcomplex; proteasome complex. Lineage: Eukaryota; Fungi; Chytridiomycota; Chytridiomycetes; Spizellomycetales; Spizellomycetaceae. Gene Ontology annotation, biological process: regulation of protein catabolic process; proteasome-mediated ubiquitin-dependent protein catabolic process. The transcript is spliced from 13 exons. The record is from RefSeq and is a predicted model, not a curated record.